This is a messenger RNA of Topomyia yanbarensis, 2847 nucleotides long. RefSeq lists its product as uncharacterized. Lineage: Eukaryota; Metazoa; Arthropoda; Insecta; Diptera; Culicidae. The transcript has 3 exons. Gene Ontology annotation, molecular function: nucleic acid binding; RNA-DNA hybrid ribonuclease activity. The record is from RefSeq and is a predicted model, not a curated record. Bases 1 to 2847 code for a protein of 948 amino acids.
AUGCUUGCGGAAACGGUCGACCCACAAACAAGCUCAAAGAUACUCUGGAGUAAAAUCGCAAGGAUAUCAGGAAAAACCAGCAAAAGAAGAGCUAACAACCCAAUACAGGAAGACAUACAACUGGGCGAAGAAUUUUUGGAUAUACACGUUGGGAAAAAUGAUGUAGACAUAGAAGCACCAUUAACCUAUGGACCAGUUUGUCAAUACAACCUGAUGGAUGCAGAGAAGUGGAACAAGAUUCUGUCAACUAAAAACUCAAAGUCUGCGCCUUCCGGAGACAUGAUCACAUACGGCAUGCUCAAACAGAUAAAACCAGAGGUAAGAGAUGUUAUAUUAGAACAAAUCAACCAGAUGUUCAUAUCAGGUGUACUGACACAUCACCUAAAAGAAAUUAAGAUUGUCGCGAUCCCUAAGCCAGGGCGCGAUCAAUGCUCAGUGCAUGGGAAAAGGCCAAUAGCCCUGAUCCCAACUAUUACCAAGAUCAUCAACACAGCCGUGCUAGAGCUGAUUCAGUCGCACUUAAGCGAACGGAAAAUCUUACCGAAGCUUUCAUUCGGUUUCAGACGAAACGUCUCUACGUCGACCUGUUUGAAUUACGUGGUGAAUGCUAUCAAGCAAAACAAAAGAGAAGGUUAUAUCACAGCAGUGACAUUUCUGGAUCUAGCAAAUGCAUACAAUGCUGUAAAAACAGAUGUUUUGGAAGAGAUUCUACAAGAAAUGUUAUUCCCAUCUGAAGUGAUCAUCUGGAUCACGUCAUUUUUAAAAAACAGGAAAGUAGAAAUGAAGGUUGGAGAAAACAAAUUGUCGAGGAUAAUCAGUAAUGGGCUCCCACAAGGUGAUGUGAUGUCCCCAACUCUCUUUAAUGUCUACACGACUAAAUUGCAUCAAAUCGAUGAUACAGAUGUAAUUUUGGUUCAGUUCGCGGAUGAUUUCGCACUAAUGGUAAGAUCGAGAUCUACAGAAACGAUAAAUCAGAAGAUGCAACACCAACUUGCGAACUUCACACGCAAGGCAAAAAACCUAAACCUAACCAUUAAUCCAAGCAAGACUAAAGCAAUUUUAUUUCACGGAGGAAACACAACACUAAAUAUCAAUGUUAAUAACACAGCGAUAGAGAUGGUGAACAAUCAUAGGUAUCUUGGACUACACAUAGACAGAUUUCUGAGAUUUGGAGGACACAUACGGAGUGUAAAGGAUAAAAUACAUGAACGUCUUAAAAUGUUGAAAGUUAUCAGUAACAUCCGCAGCGGGGGUCACCCACAAACGAUGAACUUGAUUUACAACGCCCUGGUGAGAAGCUGUGUUGAUUAUGGAUCGUCUGUAGCCAACAAUGCAUCUGCAACGAACACGAAGGUCAUACAAACAGCACUAAACGGAUGUUUACGGAAAGUUACCGGAUGCAGCAAAACGACACCACUGAACUCGCUGUUAGCAAUGGCGGGACAAGAACCUUGGGACAUUCGAUGUGAAUACAUUACAUGCAAAGAGAUAGCCAAAAGCGUAGCAUAUAGAAACCCGAUUUAUGAACAACUCCGCGAUAUCGAAAAUUAUGAGGGAGACGAAGAAAAAUUAACAUACCUGGAGAAACAGUACUUGAAACAUCAAAACAUUUUCAAAAACAUCAGUCCCAUCCUUACGAUAAAAGAACAUUCAAGUCUGGAAGAGUUUGAGAUCAACAUGAAUAUUGGGGUCGUAUUCAAGAAACAGAAUGCGAAUCCUAAAAUGAUGAAACAAAUGGUAUUAGGAUUACUCAAUGGAAAGUACACAAACCAAACUAAAAUCUACACGGAUGCUUCGAUGUUCGAUGGAACUUGCGGGAUAGGAGUUUUCGUGGAAUCGCGGAACAAAAAGAUUACGCUUAGGCUGGAGCAUCAAACGUCGAUUAUGACAGCUGAACUGAUAGCAAUAAAAGUUGCAAUAGACGAGAUCAGAAGAAGCCAACUUAGGAAUGCAGUGAUUCUCACAGAUUCAUUAUCAUCUUGUACUCUUUUGGAUCACAGUCUGAAACAUCUGGAAAGAAACGAAAUAGCGGACGAAAUCAUUCGGGUUUGCCGGGAGCGGAAAAUCGACAUCCAGUGGAUUCCGAGCCAUAUCAAUAUCAGAGGCAACGAUCUGGCCGACUCGUUGGCCAAGCAUGGAGCACAGCACGGAGAACUGCUAGAACAUCCAAUAUUGUUGAAAGAUGCAUAUUUACAAUUGCUGAAAAUAAAACAAGAAAAGGCAAACACAUGGUAUAAGGAUUAUGCAAACGAAAAAGGAAAAUUCUUUUACAAAAUUCAAUCGGAAUUCAAAACCUGCUCGCUGCCGGCAGCCGUAGUCGUGCGAGACUACGGGAAGACUUUCUCCUUCCUUGAUGUAAGAACGGGUAUGGCCUUCAGCAGCUUCAUAGACGACGCUACACAAAUACGAAUGCUGGAAACGGUACGAAUUCGCCGGGCGAGAUGCACCUCACGUACGAAGAAUUUAUCCAACUAUCGGAUCCUACUGCCUAAGGGGCUGGUCAGUUCGCAGAAAGACGUGCAGGACUUCAUGAGUACGAUGGACCUCAAUAAGCAGCACUACCAGACCAGCUCGAUCGGGAAGACCAAGAUCAGGCGUGAAUCGCAGAAGAUAUCGCGGAACAUUUGUCUGCACACGCGAAUCAUCGACAGUAUCAUCACAAUUCAGGUCUGGUUCCGGUCGAUCCUGCAGCGGACAGAAUACUGUCUGUACCGCAGUACGGCCUGCACGUCUCAAUCGUACUGGCGAGUGUGCCUGAAGGCAAAGUUCCUGACGAAGCUGCGAACGGAAGUCGCUACCAUCAUCAUAGCUCUUGGCGGGGCGACUAUUGAGAUAUCUGACGUUUAA